GGCUCUGGCCCUGAAGUCCACAGCAGCAGUCACAGCGACAGACAGACACAGGCUUCCAGCAGCCCAGCCCUCCCAGUCCACAUCUGCCGGAGCAGACACUCCUCCUGGGUGGCCACUGACCAGUCCUUGCCCCAGGAUGGGGAGCGUGUCCAGAGCAGCCCUGGUCUUGGCCUGUUUGGCUGCUGUUUCUGUAGCCUCCGAGGGAGGCUCCCAGGUUUCAGGGAAGAGGGAGCUGGGGCCAGAGUACCUUCAAGAAGUUGGCUAUGCAGCACCCCCAUCCCCACCCCUGACCCGAGUCCUCUCCGGGGAUCACCAUGACACCUCCCACCAUGGCCUUCUCUUCGAGGGCCAGAGUGAAGUGCAGCCCCCUCCCUUGCAGGAAGACUUCUUUGUCCUAGAGGAGGAGAUGAUGCCUCCCCAACUCCUUUUGAAAAAGAUAGAGUCCCCCUCAGCCUCAGGAAGCCACGGAGUGGAUCCCCAGCUCCCUCAGGAAACUGUCCCCCUUCAAGAAGAGGUGCCUCCUACCCAGCUCCCUAGUGAACAGAAGGAAAUAGACUCAUCCUUCCCACUUCAGGAGGAGCAGACCAUGCAACCUAAGCAGGGAGCGAACACUCAUUCUGAAGAAAAGCCAGCUCCCUUCAUGCGCCAGUCUCCCGCAGAGCCCCCGUCUUCAAAUCCGGCCCAGCACUGCCAACAGGGCCGGCCCCGAGGGGGCUGGGGCCACCGGCUGGAUGGCUUCCCCCCUGGGCGGCCUUCUCCAGACAAUCUGGACCAGAUCUGCCUUCCUACUCGGCAGCAUGUGGUGUAUGGCCCUUGGAACCUGCCACAGUCUGGCCACUCCCACCUUAGUCGCCAGGGCGACACCCUCAAUUUGCUGGAGACCGGGUAUUCCCGCUGCUGCCGCUGUCACAGCUACACACACCGCUUAGAAUGUGCACAACUCGUGUGGGAGAACGCAAUGACCCAGUUCUGUACGGCUGAGUUCUCGGUUAAGACCCGAGCCCACUGGUGCUGCAAACAGCAGGGAGAGGCUCGAUUCUCCUGCUUCCAGGAGGAAGCUCCCCAGCCACACUACAGGCUCCGGGCCUGCCCCAACCAGCAGCUUCUCUCGGGCCCCGAGCUGCCUUUUCCUCCUGGGGCACCCACAUUGCACAAUAUCAAGAACAUCUGCCACCUGAGACGUUUCCGCUCUGUGCCACGCCACUUCCCAGCUACUGACCCCAUCCGAAGGCAGCUGCAGACUCUGACCCGGCUGGAGGGGGAGUUCCAACGUUGCUGCCGGCAGGGGGACAACCACACCUGUACUUGGAAGGCUUGGGAGGAUACCCUUGACGGAUACUGUGAUCGGGAACUGGCUAUAAAGACCCACCACCACUUGUGUUGCCACUACCCUCCCAGCCCUGCCCGGGAUGAGUGCUUUGCCAGUCAGGCUCCCUACCCCAACUACGACCGGGACAUCUUGACCAUUGACCUUGGCCGAAUCACCCCCAACGUCAUGAGCCAUCUCUGUGGAAACCGAAUAGUUCUCACCAAGCAUAAACAGAUUCCUGGGCUGAUCCGGAACAUGACUGCCCGCUGCUGUGACCUGCCGUUUCCAGAGCAGGCCUGCUGUGCCCAGGAAGAGAAAUCAGCCUUCAUCAGUGACCUGUGCGGUCCCCAAAGUAACUGCUGGCGAGACUCUGCUUUCUGCUGUAAACUGAGUCCUGGCGAUGAACAGACCAACUGCUUCAACACAAAUUAUCUGAGGAACGUGGCUCUAGUGUCUGGAGACACCGGGGAUGCCAAGGGCCAGGGGCAGCAGAACCCAACUCAGGGAACAAAUAUCAGCUCCACCUCUGAGCCCACAGAAGGAUGAGUCACCCCCAGAGCCUUGGAGGAUCAGAUUGGGGGAACCCCACCCCACCCCACCCUUCUGGAAGAGUCAUCACAGUAAACACCUCUGGGAUCUGGUGUGCUCACUGUCUGUAACAUCUCACUGGCAAACACACCCUAAAUCUGCUGGGAUUUUCUUCAGUGACGGGGCCCCGAGGCCCACUGCCCUGCCCCCACUGGCUGAGCAGAAAUUGUUUCAGAGGCUGUGAUGGAACCAUCACUAAAUGGCUGAACUUCA
Molecule: messenger RNA, 2110 nt
Organism: Hipposideros armiger (great roundleaf bat)
Lineage: Eukaryota; Metazoa; Chordata; Mammalia; Chiroptera; Hipposideridae
Gene: ECM1
Product: extracellular matrix protein 1
Exons: 12
Coding region: 137-1855 (572 amino acids)
Biological process (GO): regulation of bone mineralization; signal transduction
Cellular component (GO): extracellular region
Source: RefSeq, a predicted model, not a curated record